Molecule: messenger RNA, 2414 nt
Organism: Prinia subflava (tawny-flanked prinia)
Lineage: Eukaryota; Metazoa; Chordata; Aves; Passeriformes; Cisticolidae
Gene: BTRC
Product: beta-transducin repeat containing E3 ubiquitin protein ligase
Exons: 16
Coding region: 102-1988 (628 amino acids)
Molecular function (GO): protein dimerization activity
Source: RefSeq, a predicted model, not a curated record
GCGGCGGGGUGGGGGGGCGCGGGGCAGCGCAGGUUCCCGUCUGCGCUGGCUGCGGCCUUCACUGAGCGGGGGGGGCGGCCCCGGCCCGGCCCCGCAGGACGAUGGACCCGGCCGAGGCCGUCCUGCAGGAGAAGGCGCUCAAGUUCAUGCCCCGAAUACACAUGCCAAAAGAUGGAUUUCAACUUAUAUCUUCUGGAUACCAAGCAUGGCUAAAGCAGUGCUCUAUGCCCAGAUCUCUGUGGCUGGGCUGCUCCAGCCUGGCGGACAGCAUGCCCUCGCUGCGAUGCCUGUAUAACCCAGGGACUGGCGCACUCCCAGCUUUCCAGAAUUCCUCUGAGAGAGAAGACUGUAAUAAUGAUGAGCCCCCUAGGAAGAUCAUUCCUGAGAAGAAUUCACUUAGACAGACCUACAACAGCUGUGCCAGACUGUGCUUAAACCAGGAAACAGUAUGUCUAGGAAGCACUGCUAUGAAGACUGAAAAUUGUGUGGCCAAAACAAAACUUGCCAAUGGCACUUCCAGUAUGAUUGUGCCCAAGCAAAGGAAACUGUCAGCAAGCUAUGAGAAGGAGAAGGAGCUCUGCGUCAAGUACUUUGAGCAGUGGUCUGAGUCUGACCAGGUGGAGUUUGUGGAGCACCUCAUCUCCCAGAUGUGUCAUUACCAGCACGGGCACAUAAACUCAUACCUCAAACCCAUGUUACAGCGGGACUUCAUCACUGCACUGCCAGCUCGGGGAUUGGAUCACAUUGCUGAGAACAUUCUGUCAUACCUGGAUGCCAAAUCUUUGUGUGCUGCUGAGCUGGUGUGCAAGGAGUGGUACCGGGUGACGUCAGACGGGAUGCUGUGGAAGAAGCUCAUUGAGAGAAUGGUCAGGACAGACUCACUGUGGAGGGGUUUGUCAGAGAGGAGAGGAUGGGGGCAAUAUCUAUUUAAAAAUAAACCUCCUGAUGGAACUGCACCACCUAACUCCUUCUACAGAGCACUUUACCCCAAAAUUAUACAGGAUAUAGAGACAAUAGAGUCGAACUGGCGGUGUGGAAGGCACAGUUUACAGAGGAUCCACUGCCGGAGCGAGACAAGCAAGGGGGUUUAUUGUUUACAGUACGAUGAUCAGAAGAUCGUGAGCGGCCUACGAGACAAUACUAUUAAGAUCUGGGAUAAGAAUACAUUGGAAUGCAAACGAAUUCUCACCGGACACACGGGUUCUGUCUUGUGCCUCCAGUAUGAUGAACGGGUGAUCAUUACUGGAUCUUCAGACUCAACAGUCAGAGUGUGGGACGUGAAUGCAGGCGAGAUGCUGAAUACGCUGAUCCACCACUGCGAGGCCGUGCUGCACCUGCGCUUCAACAACGGCAUGAUGGUGACGUGCUCCAAGGACCGCUCCAUCGCCGUGUGGGACAUGGCCUCCCCGACAGACAUCACCCUCAGGAGGGUGCUCGUGGGGCACCGAGCCGCUGUCAACGUGGUGGACUUUGAUGACAAGUACAUUGUAUCGGCAUCAGGUGACAGAACUAUAAAGGUAUGGAACACUAGUACCUGCGAAUUUGUGCGCACCUUAAAUGGCCACAAACGAGGCAUUGCAUGUCUGCAGUACAGAGACAGGCUAGUAGUGAGCGGCUCUUCAGAUAAUACCAUCAGGCUGUGGGAUAUUGAGUGUGGGGCAUGUUUACGAGUACUGGAAGGCCAUGAAGAGUUGGUGAGAUGCAUACGCUUCGAUAACAAGAGGAUAGUCAGUGGGGCAUACGAUGGGAAAAUUAAAGUGUGGGAUCUUGUGGCUGCUUUGGAUCCCCGUGCUCCAGCAGGGACCCUCUGCUUGCGAACCCUUGUGGAGCAUUCUGGAAGAGUCUUUCGACUUCAGUUUGAUGAGUUCCAGAUCGUCAGCAGCUCACAUGAUGACACCAUCCUCAUCUGGGAUUUUCUGAAUGACCCAGCUGCCCAGGCAGAAUCCACUCGUUCCCCGUCCAGAACAUACACCUACAUCUCCAGAUAAAUAACACUACACUGUACCUCACACUCGCACAGGACUCAUUUAAGCUGCAGUAUUUAAAUGCCAGGACAAAAGAACUAUCCACGUAACCAAUACUUGCUGAAGAGAGAGGCUCUCAGACUUGUUUCUGGAACAAAGUUGGCAUGCGGUUGAUCUCAGAAAGGGUCUACUCAGCGCGGCUGACUGCUAAAGUGCUGCUAUAUCAGAAGAUGACUUUUAUCUUUCAUGAACAGUUAACAUUUUUAAACCUUCCUAUCCCUUUCUUCCCCCAUUCCCUUCUUCAUGUUCACUCUUCCCUUUACCCCAUUUCCCCUCCAAGCCCAGUCACCAAUGUUCUAUGAAUAUAUUUAAGAUGUCGCCAGAAUGUGUUGCUUUGCUGUUAAGCAGAAGACUUACAGCCACAGUGCAUCCUGCUGAGAGUCACUUCAG